Messenger RNA from Phytophthora nicotianae INRA-310, 2076 nucleotides. RefSeq lists its product as hypothetical. The transcript has a single exon. NCBI's taxonomy places the organism in Eukaryota, Oomycota, Peronosporomycetes, Peronosporales, Peronosporaceae. The coding region runs from base 1 to 2076 and encodes 691 amino acids. The record is from RefSeq and is a predicted model, not a curated record.
AUGGCAUCGAAGUCGCUCGAGGAGGAGAUUGCCGAGCUACGACAAGCCAAUGACGAGCUCUACAGAGAGCAUGCGAAUGAGAAGGCGCAGAUGCAGGCAGCUGUGGAGCAGGAGCGACUGCGAACUACUGAACUAACUCAAACAAUUGAGGCCAUAACGGAGGAGAAUGGUCAGUGGCGUGAAAGUUACGCAGCCUUGGAUGAGGCGAAGAGAUACGCAGAGGAGCAGAUCGAGGAGACAAGACGAUAUGCGGAGGAGCAAUUCGCCGCUGAGAAGGCUGAUCUGGAGGAGCAGAUAGCUCAGCUGGAAGAAAGCGUUAACACCUGCAAGGCACAGAUGGUGGGUGAUCAAGCAGAGCUGGAGCGGCUUCGUGACUCGGACGCAUCACAUGAGCAGCAGGAAGCAGAGCUCCAGCGACAGCUUGAUGAACGUGACGAUCGCUUCGCUCAGCUCAGUGCUGAGUACGACACGCUUCGAGUACAGUAUGAUCAGCUCCAGCAGGCUCAGUACGACGCUCAGAAGGCUCACGAAGAUGAACUUGCUGCUAAGCAGCAGUAUCUCACCAAUACUAGAAGCAAAAUGGAGGAAUUACAGACACAGGUUGCAAGCUUGCAAAACCAGUUGAAAGCAGCAUCGGCGAAUGAGGACGUGCGCGAAGCAAACCAAAGCGCAUUGCUACGUCGAGCUGAACAGCAAAUUCAAGAGACUCAGGAGCAACUUGAUGAGACUACGGCACGCGUGAAAGGACUAGAGGAUGAACUGGCACUGCUAUCGCUCACAGGUCCCAAUGGCAACAAUUAUGCUGCACGAAUCCGAGGACUUCAACAGGAGGUUUUCAUCAAGUCGGAGCAGCUUGUGCAGCAAGGUGAAAAGCAUCUUCGCGUGGCGGGACUAUUUGAUAAGACUAAAGCCGAGCUGGCACAACUUCGAGAGGAAGUUGGCAAUAUCCGUCGCGUUCUACUUCGUGGAAUUGGCCUUGAGCCCACGCUCACUAGUCAAGACACAUGCGAGUAUGACUCACUUUACCAACACGUGAAGCUUGAAGAGCUGGUGCGCCUGCGUCUGAAGGCGUUGGAGCAUGAGUGGCAGCUUGCUGGAGGCUCUUCAUCUACGCUAGAACCCGCGACAGAUGAAGUCCAAGACAGCACAGAGCCAUCCUCUUGUCACUUACCUAACGUCGAGAGCUUUUCAGCCUUAGACGCACUGGGCCUUGGCGGUGUUGGACGAUUGGAACGUGAAAUGCGAGUGCUUCGAAGUCGAAAUAAGCGGCUCAUUGAGCGCACUGAACGACUCGAGAGCGAGCUGGACACUGCUCAAGCUGGACUCCGCGACCUGCAAAGCAUGCGCGAAAAAGUGGUCGAGAUGGUGGGUCGUGAACGCGUCGAGAAGGAGCUGCGUGGCAAGAGCGAGCAAGUCAAUAAAGAGCUGGGUGAGAAAGUUGCAGCUCUCUCAGAGCAUGUAGAGAAACUUAUGGUGCACUUGAAGCAUGAAGCUGCAGCUAAGACCCGCGCAGUGGAGGCCCAACGUCGUGUGGAUAAGGAGCUGCUCGAAACGAAGGACAAAUUGGCCUCUGCGACUCGAAAGAAUGCUGCGCAGGACGCAAAAGUGGCUGAGUUGGAACAAGGUGCACGCAUACUGGAGGACCAGCUUCGCCUCAUGGACGAGAAGUUCAUUGACGUGCGCAAUAAACUGGACUGGACGCGCUCAUCUGCGCGCAAGGAGAACAAACAGCUCACGGUUGAACUCCGUUCGCUGCGCAUGAAAUGGCAAAUGGCGAGCGAUGCUGGGGCCCUCGAUGGGUUGCCAGACUGGGCGUCUCCAGCAUCCGAGCCAAAAUUCUCAAAGAAAUUGCCAUUAGGAACGAGCAGCUCGGACUCGCGACUACCUACGCCCAAAGCAUCCAACAACGGCCUCACUCCGGUAGUCGCAGCUGUGGUGCAGGACGCUUUGGCAAUCGGCAACGGUGCACGCGUCAAAUUCGACAUCCCUAAACUGCCUCAACCGGAGUCCGAUGCAGGUACACCCUGGUCGGACGCCAAGCUGUCGGUGUUGCAGCGGCAAUUCCGCAGAGCAUAG